AUGUGGCUGUGCACACAUGGGCGUGGUGUUUGGGUUCCCAAGGACAUUUGCCAGUCAGUGCUGGCUGAGUGUCGGCAUUUCUUGGUGGAGCCUGUUGAGAAGAGUGUAUACUCUGUUUCCAUGGAGGGCCUUUCUCUCAGUAUCUUCCGUCUGCUCCUUGCAGGCCCAGUCGGUUUACACAACAUUGGACAGACAUGCUGUCUUAACUCCCUGAUCCAGGUGCUUGUUAGAAACGUGGGAUUUGCCAAGAUACUGAAGAGGAUAACAGUGCCAGGUGGAGCUGAGGAGCGGAGGAGGAGUGUCCCCUUCCAGCUGCUGUUGCUGCUGGAGAAGAUGCAGGACGGCCGGCAGAAGGCGGUUCAGCCCAAGGAGCUGGCCUACUGUCUGCAGAAGUACAACAUUCCAUUGUUUGUCCAGCACGACGCUGCCCAGCUCUACCUCACAGUCUGGAACCUGAUCAAGGACCAAAUCACAGAUGUGGACUUGGUCGAGAGGCUGGAAGCCCUCUACACCAUCCGCGUGAAGGAGUCCUUGGCCUGUCUUGAAUGUGCCUCGAAGGUGGACAGAAACAGCAGCAUGCUGGCCCUCCCUCUGUCUGUCUUUGACAUGGACUCGAAGCCCCUGAAAACACUGGAGGACGCCCUCCACUGUUUCUUCCAGCCCCAGGAGCUGUCCAGCGCGGACGAGUGCUUCUGUGGGAAGUGUGGCAGGAAGACUCGCCGGAAGCAGGUCUUGACGCUGACCCACCUGCCCCAAACACUGACCAUCCACCUCAUGCGAUUCUCCAUCAGAAACCUGCGGGCAGAAAAAAUCUGCCACUCAUUGUAUUUCCCCCAGAAUCUGGAUCUAACCAAGCUCCUUGAGACAGAGGGAGAGCCCUACAGUGCUGAGGAGCAGUGUGGAGGGUACUAUGAGCUCUUUGCUGUGAUCGCCCACGUGGGGAAUGCUGACUACGGUCACUACUGUGCCUACAUCCGGAGUUCUGAAAAUGGAGAAUGGUUCUGCUUCAACGAUUCCAAUGUUUGUUGGGUGUCCUGGGAAGACGUCCAGUGUACCUAUGGGAAUCGCAGCUACCGCUGGGGGGAGACUGCCUAUCUCCUGUUUUACAUGAAGACUGAGUCCUAA
Messenger RNA from Rangifer tarandus platyrhynchus (Svalbard reindeer), 1125 nucleotides. The record is from the annotation of a GenBank genome assembly. Lineage: Eukaryota; Metazoa; Chordata; Mammalia; Artiodactyla; Cervidae.